AUCCUCGUGGGUUCCAACAAGGGGAACCUUCCCUAUGGCGAGACUAUCAUCCGAGCUGUGCAGCUAGAGAGUUGCCAGGCUCUCCAUGUCCCCGCUUCUUCUGCUCAGCCAAUUCAGCCUAUCUCCUCUGUGCCGCCCGGCUCUAGUUCGAGCAAGAGGAAGUCAGAUUUCCACCGGGAUAACCAGAAGGGAAAGCGUGGUGAGAAUGACCGUCGCAGUGAGUGCCUUGUUGCCCAGGGUCAGAAUUCGAAGUGCCCUAAGUGCGGCCGUUAUCAUCCUGGAGAUUGUCAUUUCACCCAGAGG
Molecule: messenger RNA, 303 nt
Organism: Striga hermonthica
Lineage: Eukaryota; Viridiplantae; Streptophyta; Magnoliopsida; Lamiales; Orobanchaceae
Source: the annotation of a GenBank genome assembly